AUGUGGCAAAACAAUGGAUUUGGGACUGGGCCUGACUCUCCCUUCCGACUAUCUUUCAAUCAAAAUGACAUGCUAUUUGGAGGCGAUGCUGGGACUCCUAUUGCCGGUCAACAAGGGUUUCCGCAAUUUCAACGCAACUUGAUGGAUGCAGAUGCAUAUCAACCAGAGGUUGGCCUCUACAAUCAGGACGUCUUCACGCAACAUCAACACAUGAGCCCCCAGCAUCAGUAUUCACCGACAGCACCACAUCAAUACAACACGCUCCCACAAAACAAUCCGACUCCAACUCGCCCUCCUGCGAUGUUAAAAGCCAGAGCCGCUGAAUUAAAGGCACAGCUAUUGAAGGGAAAGGAAGCUCGCGCUGGUUCUGCAACUCCUCCAGUUCCAACUGCUGCCGCCGUGGCAAGACAAAAUGCGUCAGCGGAUGCUUCGAGCUCACUACAUGGAUCUCCAAAAACCCCUUCUACUGCUACUGAAACACAUGAUCAGGACGUCAAUGAUCUUAUAGCCCAAUACUCUGUUUCGAAACCAACUGCAAGUGCACAAACCAAAGAUCAAAACAGCGAGCCCACGACGAUGACCACGAACACUGCGCAGGGGUCGAUAAUUCCUAGUUCCUCAGCGAAGUCGCAAGAAUCUUCGUUAGAAAGCCCUAUAAAAGUCCCAAACCCACCUCCAAAUGGAAUCAGUGCCGUUCAUGCAAUGGUCAAAGCAAAUCAGAGCAGGCAUGCAAGCAAUGGAUCAAUAUCAGAAGGCGAAAUACUUGAGGACACACCAAAAAAGCCAUCGCCACCAACGGAGCCAAGACAAAGACAGCCAACCUCCAAGCCAGCUACUAUAGGCGACGAGCUAACCAGAACAAUGGAUAAUCAACUAUCCAAGAAUUCAAACGGCAGUGGUGCGCGAGAUGAUUCUCCACCGCGUCGUGCCCCGCCAUUGAAUCCAAGAAGCUAUUCGCAACGCGGUUAUGAUGAACGGCGUGAUGAAUCUCAGCCACGACCAGACAGGCGAGGGAACUACCAGCCAGAUCACAAACCUGAACGGAAGUCAGCUUCUGAAUUUGAGAAAGAUCCAUAUCAGCGUCGGAGUUCUCGUGAUGAAAAUUAUCACAGACCUGAUUCAAAUAAUGUGCAAAAGCGAGAGGAGACCAAGGCGGCAUACCCCCAGAAGUUGUCGACCCUUGACGACGUGCUUACUCACGACGAAGAUCUCAAAGAAUGGCUGGAAAUUACCGGCUAUCAUAAUGCACCAUACAGAGACAAGAUAUUAAGUCGCCGCCGGGCGCUUGCGAGACUAGAUGCUGAAAGAAAAAGGCUCCUGGCUGAUAUCGAAGCCGAUGAAAGAUCGGGUCUUCCACCUACUCCCGGACCACAAACCUCUGUUUCAUCAAUGCUUCCUCCGCCCAUACCUAACAAAGUAGGACCCCAGAACGAGACUACAACAUUACCAACGGAGAAAAUGGAUGAAUCGAAGAGUGAUCGAUUGAAUCCCAUCAAACGUGCCCAUAGCGAUGUCGAUGAUGGACGUGACGGAGGCUUCUCAGGGAAAAUAGCUCGCAUUGGCGAUCGAGGACCACGUAUCAAAGACGAAGAUGAUUAUGACCAUCAUCGUCCCAGAUCAAGUGGCUCUAGCGCCCAGCGUUGGCAAUCAACCGAUCAUCGUGAUGAAAGAAGCCCCCCCAUCAUCGGUAUGAUGACGAUCGCGACUCACGAGAUCGAGGUGACAGUCGAGAUCGGAACAUUUCACCUGGCCGCAGGGCAUUUGAGAGCAGGCCGCCAGCUCGAUCUACAAGUUUUGGAACAGACGACUCGCGUUAUCGAGAUCGAGAUGAGCACCAAGAGCGAGACAAGCGACCAUUUUCGUGAACUCCAGAGCCAUCAACAGCACGACUCCAAGAGCGAGUCGUCUUUCGGCUCUAGAAUUGCGAAUGGUAAACCUUACAAGGAGCAGAGGGGGUUUGAUAGAGGCGGCAAAGGUGACACUCGAUAUUUCAUUGUCAAGUCAUACAAUGAAGAGAACGUCUUGAGAUGUAUUGCUGAUUCCGUUUGGACCACGCAAGCACAAAAUGGUAGCGUGUUCAAGGAAGCGUUUGAGAGCUGCAAGAAUGUCAUCCUUGUAUUUUCAAUCAACAAAAGCAAAGCUUUCCAAGGAUAUGCACGAAUGGAAUCCCUUCCCGGAUCAGUACAAAGGCCUGCGUGGCAAGAAUCAAUUAACUGGGAGAGUGCAGGAGCGUUCAAAGUCAAAUGGAUGGUAGUCUGCUCGACCAAAUUCCACCGCAUUGGACACCUGAAGAAUGCCUUGAACGAGGACCAAGCUGUGCUUAUUGGCAAAGAUGGGCAGGAAAUUGAGGAGAACUGUGGGCUAGGCCUGAUAGAACUCAUCCAUGAAGAGGCACGGGAAGCCUUGAUUGCUUGGAGACACUCGGACGAGAAAGGUCCUUGGGAAGACUAUCGAUGA
Messenger RNA from Lachnellula hyalina, 2457 nucleotides. It is a transcript of the gene CPSF30, whose product is annotated as 30-kDa cleavage and polyadenylation specificity factor 30. Gene Ontology annotation, molecular function: N6-methyladenosine-containing RNA reader activity; mRNA binding. Lineage: Eukaryota; Fungi; Ascomycota; Leotiomycetes; Helotiales; Lachnaceae. The record is from RefSeq and is a predicted model, not a curated record. Gene Ontology annotation, cellular component: nucleoplasm. The coding region runs from base 1 to 2457 and encodes 818 amino acids. Gene Ontology annotation, biological process: mRNA splicing, via spliceosome; regulation of alternative mRNA splicing, via spliceosome. The transcript has 6 exons.